This is a messenger RNA of Aegilops tauschii subsp. strangulata, 1416 nucleotides long. Lineage: Eukaryota; Viridiplantae; Streptophyta; Magnoliopsida; Poales; Poaceae. The record is from RefSeq and is a predicted model, not a curated record.
AUGCCCGUCUUGAGCGAGCGCGAGCUUGAGCUGCCCGCACCUACCGGGGCCUCAGUGGCGGAGGCCCCAGUGAUGGUGUCCUCCGGCGAGUCCGGCGAGGAGGAGAGGCCUGACUCGGAGGCGACCCUGGAGGGGGCGGGGGAGACUUCUCCUCUUCGCAUGGCGAAUCUCCUCCGCACCUUCCCUGACGAGGAGGAGGCCGGCGAGCAUCCGGUGAGGGACUCGCCGGGCCCCGCCGGAGUUACGACAAGGUCCGGGGGCACCCCUUCGAAGGAGCCGCCGGCCGGUGUCCCAAAGAAGAGCAGAUCGGCGCUGAUCUCCCGAGGCGACGCUUCUGCUCCGUCGCCAGCCGGUGCUGCCGCGGGUCCGGCCGCUGUGCCCUUGCCUGCCCCUGGGGCCCGCGUGCCAGUGCCCCAGCCCAUGAAGCCUCCGGUCUUGGUGCUUCAGAAAAGGCCGAGGGAGUAUGCCCCCGUAGACCAGGUCGGCGAUGGCUCCCUAGCCUCAGCGUCCGGAACAUCCUUGCAAGAUCCAGAAGCCCGUCCUCGGGAGAAGGCAAUCUCCGCAGCCAAGCUGGCUCCUGAGUCCUCCGCCCCCAGCUCACCUGCUGAGGCCGCGAAGGCUCAGGAGUCCCCGGCUCCUUCUACUGCCGCAAAUCUGCAGACCCUAGUGCCGAUGUCAUCUCUUCCCCUUUUCGUCGCUCCGCUGGGCCGUUAUCCCCCUGCUUCGCCUAACGCCCUGGAGGACGCCCUUCUCGCGCUGACCCAGCUCCGGGAAGACCUUCAAGGCGCCGACCGUCGCCUAGCGGCAGGGCGCCUGGAGUUGAUUUCGGGGUGGCUACGAUCCGAUGCGUCCGUGAGGGCGGCAUGGGGUCAGGCCAUGGCAGCUUCUGAGGAGGGUAAGCGGGCCACCGAUCUGGCCGCAGCCGCCCGCGAGGUGGCGUUGAAGGAUGACGAGGCCGCCAAGGAGCGCUGUCGGGUGGCGGAGGCCGAGCUAGAGACCCUGUGUAACGAAUGCACUGCCGAGGUUCGCCAGCACGGGGCGCGAGAGGAGAAGCUGAAGGCUCGAGAAGACGCGGUCGUCAGCCGUGACGCUGAGCUGGAGCAGCUGGCGCGGGCACAGACCGCGGAACAUGACCGGCUGGGGAAGCUGGAGAAGAAGGUGGAAGCGGAGAAGGCCCAGCUGGAAGUCAAGGCAAAGGUUCUUGCCGAAGAUCGCGUGGCCUUCAAAACCCCUGAGUUGAAGUCCCGCGAGGCGCUGCGAGAGCUCUACGGGAAGGGCUUGAAGAAGCCGUUGGUGACUGAUGAAGAAGGCCCCACCAAGCUACUCCCUCAGCUCCUCACUGCGCUCGAGGGCGUUGUUAAUGGGAUCGGCCCCAUGGUGGAGGGGAAUCCCGCGCGCUCUCCUCUUCGACCCUGA